AGUUAUCUAAUUCUAGGGUACUUUCUCGGAGAAGACUUUACAGUUUUUAGCGCUGCGAAAAUCGGAAUUACGAAACGUUUUCGGGUUUCAACUUUCCACCGGACGGCUCCACUUCGCUCGCUGAUCAUCGGCCAGUUUGUGGCGGCCGACUGCGAGAACCACUAGCUGCAACAUCACAGAAGCCAUUACGAAUCGCCGACUCAAAUGGGCGGAGAUGCGACGAACUGGGACGAAGAAGAUUACCGGAGCAGCAUACUGAAGGAGAGGGAGAUCCAGACUCGAUCCGUCUUCAGAACCGUCUUCGCUCCCUUUCCAAAACCUAAUCCCGACGCGGUCGUUGUCGCCUCUAGCGACGGUUCUCUAUCUUCCUACUCCAUUUCCUCUUGUAUCUCUUCACUCCCUUUUGGUUUUAGCAAUACUAGGAAUCAACAGUUGCUAGUGGCUGAACCUACUUCCUACCUUCAAGGGCAUGAUGGUCCUGCAUAUGAUGUCAAAUUCUAUGGUGAUGAUGAAGAUUCUUUGUUAUUCAGUUGUGGAGAUGAUGGUCGGAUUCGAGGAUGGAGGUGGAAGGAAAUUACCAAUUUGAGGGUACCUGUCCAUUUACAAGGAAAACAUUUGAAGCCAGUGCUAGAACUAACAAAUCCUCAGCACAAAGGUCCUUGGGGUGCUCUAUCUCCAAUCCCUGAAAACAAUGCCAUUGCUGUUGACACUCAGGGAGGAUCCAUUUUUGCAGCUGCUGGUGAUUGUUGUGCAUAUUGCUGGGAUCUGGAAAAAGGUGAAAUCAAGAUGGUUUUCAGGGGGCACUCAGACUACUUACAUUGCAUUGUUGCCCGUAGUUCAUGCAAUCAGAUCAUAACUGGUGCAGAGGAUGGUACUGCACGAAUAUGGGAUUGCAGAAGUGGAAAAUGUGUUCAAGUGAUUGAUCCAGAGGAGGACUUGAAGUUGAAAGAAUUCUUCCCAUGUGUUAGUUGUGUUGCUCUUGAUGCAAGUGAGAGCUGGUUGGCUUGUGGCAGUGGCCAGAGUUUAACAAUCUGGAAUCUUCCUGCUCGUGAAUGCGUUACAAGGAUCUCCACUAAUGCUUCUACACAAGAUGUAUUAUUUCAUGGCAAUCAGAUUUUGGCAGUGGGAGCGCAACCUCUACUCAGUCGUUUUGACAUAAAUGGCAUGGUUCUCUCACAAAUACAAUGUGCUCCUCAGUCAGCAUUUUCUGUUUCCUUGCAUCAAUCGGGUGUUACAGCAGUCGCAGGUUACGGAGGCCUUGUGGAUGUGAUCUCAGAGUUUGGAAGCCAUUUGUGUACGUUUCGCUGCCAGUGCAUGUGAGUAGGGUGACAUGGAUGUGUUGGUCGAAAUGGUCUGCUUGAAAGAAAAAGUUGUGGCUUGUCAAAUGCACCUGUUUGGAUUGCAUUGACCUGAAUGGUGUCUAAUGUAAAAUGAAAGUGAAAUGAAAUGGGAAAAUAACUCUUUACAAGGGUCUUUUGAAAUGUCAUGCAUUUUGGAAGUGUUGCUCCCAUUUAUACAUUUAUUAUUAUUAUUAUUUGCA
This is a messenger RNA of Malania oleifera, 1540 nucleotides long. RefSeq names its product THO complex subunit 6. The record is from RefSeq and is a predicted model, not a curated record. Gene Ontology annotation, molecular function: protein binding. NCBI's taxonomy places the organism in Eukaryota, Viridiplantae, Streptophyta, Magnoliopsida, Santalales, Ximeniaceae. Gene Ontology annotation, biological process: mRNA export from nucleus. The transcript has 13 exons. Bases 205 to 1320 code for a protein of 371 amino acids. Gene Ontology annotation, cellular component: transcription export complex; THO complex.